Molecule: messenger RNA, 2923 nt
Organism: Mauremys mutica (yellowpond turtle)
Lineage: Eukaryota; Metazoa; Chordata; Testudines; Geoemydidae
Gene: PDE11A
Product: phosphodiesterase 11A
Exons: 20
Coding region: 300-2258 (652 amino acids)
Biological process (GO): signal transduction
Molecular function (GO): 3',5'-cyclic-nucleotide phosphodiesterase activity; protein binding
Source: RefSeq, a predicted model, not a curated record
UGGCGUCCCCUUCGGUCCCUGCAGUCAAUUGGUUCUCUGCGGUGUAGUCAGAAUACUCUGCCUUGGCAGUUUGGAGUGUCUCGGCAGCUUCUUGGUAGGAGCCUGCAGAUGGCACGUCUAGUCUCCUCCUCAGCCAGUCCAGACUGAACUGAGCCACUUCCUUUGUAUAUGCUCCCUCCACCAGGAGCAUGUCCAGCAAGAGAAAGGGGGCGUGGCUUCUUGGGCCCACAACAGUUUGUUAAUCUCUGAGUUGCCAGUGAGGGAUCGAUACACGCAGUCACAAGGUUUUCUGCACCUGGAUGAAUUUCUUCCAGCUUGAAUUUAGCUUUUCCAUAAAGGAAAGGAAUUUACACUACUCACUUGAUCGUCGCUUUAAUGAUGAGAUUGACAAACUGACUGGAUACAAGACAAAGUCAUUGUUGUGCAUGCCCAUAAGAAACAACGAUGGAGAGAUUAUUGGUGUUGCCCAAGCAAUAAAUAAAACUCCUGGAGGUGCUCCUUUUACUGAUGACGAUGAAAAAGUGAUGCAGAUGUACCUCCCAUUUUGUGGAAUUGCCAUAUCUAACGCCCAGCUAUUUGCUGCUUCAAGGAAGGAAUAUGACAGAAGCAGAGCUUUGUUGGAGGUAGUUAAUGACCUCUUUGAGGAACAGACAGACUUAGAGAAAAUUGUUAAGAAAAUCAUGCAUCGAGCCCAGACUCUGUUGAAGUGUGAACGAUGCUCAGUGUUACUCCUGGAAGACAUUGAAUCACCAGUGGUGAAGUUUACAAAAUCCUUUGAGUUGCUGUCUCCAAAAUGCAGUGCUGAUGCUGAGAACAGUUUCAAAGACAGUAUGGAGAAAUCAUCAUCUUAUUCUGACUGGCUAAUAAAUAAUAGCAUUGCUGAGCUAGUAGCUUCCACGGGUCUUCCAGUGAACAUCAGUGAUGCAUAUCAGGAUCCUCGCUUUGACGCUGAAGCUGACCAGUUUUCUGGCUUUCAUAUAAGGUCUGUUCUUUGUGUUCCUAUAUGGAAUAGCAACCACCAAAUAAUUGGAGUAGCUCAAGUGUUGAACAGGCUUGAUGGGAAACCUUUUGAUGAUGCUGAUCAGCGAUUAUUUGAGGCUUUUGUUAUUUUUUGUGGCCUGGGCAUCAACAACACAAUAAUGUAUGACCAAGUGAAGAAAUCUUGGGCAAAGCAAUCUGUGGCUCUUGACGUGCUGUCCUACCAUGCAACAUGUUCAAAGGCAGAAGUUGACAAAUUUAAGGGAGCGAACAUACCACUGGUGUCAGAGCUUGGCAUUGACGAUAUCCAUUUUGAUGACUUUUCACUCGAUGUGGAUGCCAUGAUUACUGCAGCUCUCCGGAUGUUCAUGGAGCUUGGAAUGGUUCAGAAAUUUAAAAUUGACUAUGAGACAUUGUGUAGGUGGCUUUUGACAGUUAGGAAGAAUUAUCGAAUGGUUCUGUAUCACAACUGGAGGCAUGCUUUCAAUGUGUGCCAGCUAAUGUUUGCAAUGUUAACUACGGCAGGAUUUCAGGAGAUUCUGACUGAAAUUGAAAUUUUAGCUUUGAUUGUGGGAUGUUUAUGUCAUGACCUUGACCACAGGGGAACCAACAAUGCCUUCCAAGCCAAGAGUGGAUCAGCUUUGGCUCAACUUUAUGGAACUUCUGCAACUUUGGAGCACCAUCAUUUUAAUCAUGCUGUCAUGAUUCUUCAAAGCGAGGGUCACAACAUCUUUGCUAACUUGUCCUCCAAGGAGUACAGUGACCUUAUGCAGCUUCUGAAGCAGUCAAUAUUGGCAACAGAUCUCACUCUGUAUUUUGAGAGAAGGACUGAGUUUUUUGAACUUGUUAGUAAAAGCAAUUACAAUUGGAAUGUCAAAAGCCAUCGAGAAAUAUUUCGAUCAAUGCUAAUGACAGCCUGUGACCUCGGAGCUGUGACCAAACCGUGGGAGAUUUCAAGACAGGCAGCUGAAUUGGUAACCAGUGAGUUCUUUGAACAAGGAGACAGAGAGAGGUCUGAACUCAAACUCACUCCUUCAGCUAUUUUUGAUCGGAACAGGAAAGAUGAACUACCCAGGUUGCAGUUGGAAUGGAUUGAUAGCAUCUGCAUGCCUCUGUAUCAGUCUCUAGUGAAGGUGAAUGUGAAACUGAAGCCCAUGUUGGACUCAGUGGCAGUAAACAGGGGUAAAUGGGAGGAGCUGCACCAGAAAACACUUCUCUCCCAAACAGUACCCUCCUCCUCGUCUUCCAGCUUUACUUUGUCUCUUGAAGACAUACAUUAAGCCUGCGAAUGUCAGCUGCUGUUAUGACGACAGAUGUCUGAAAGGCAGAGUUGUAAGCUUAGUCACAUCAUUUUUAAAAAAUGCUUCCACAGACAUGAUUAAUUGAUUGGAUAUAAUUUUGCUGGGCAUGGCUUUUACGUAGGAGUUCGGUUGGUCUGAAAAGAAGGCCUGUAAUAAGAUGAUGCUGAUGUCUGGAGUCACAUGGAAGAUACAGCACAAGAAGCUCCACCAUAUUUCAACUGCUGCUGUAAUAAAAACCAAAACACACACACAGACCAGACUACAGACUGAAAUACAAGAACUUACAGCUUAAUAAAACUAAUAAUACAGAGCAGAUUUGGAAUGCACAUUUAUCAAUGCAUAUGCAAGGAGCUGCAGGAAAACAGAAUAGUGUGUAAUUACUUUGUUGUUUUGCAUAUUUUCAGUAUUUGUUAUGAACCAAUUAUGCCUGCUUUUGUAAUGUUUCUCUCAUUCUUCCUUCCUCUUUUAUGCUUGAGUGUUCUGAAAAGCCUGCUUUGUAUUCUACAGAAGUAUUUUUUUACAACAAAGCUUCUUAGUGAUUGAUCAGGGCCUUUAGAAUUGCCUGUCUUCGCUACAUUUAAAAACAAACUUUAUUAUCUUUAAAAAUACCAACCUGUCCCAGAUCCCCUAAGAUAUUCAUAUUA